UUAAAGUCGUGUUAUAAUUUGCCAAGAAUUUCCAUGCACCCAAAACCUAGGAUUUCCUAUAUUAUAAAUACGUACACAUUUUGCAUGGCUAAUGUGUUUAUAUAUAUAUUUAUUCACAAAUUAAAGUAAUUAAAAACAAAGAAAUGAAGGUAUUGUUUACCUUAAGAGAAACAAUGAAAUCUAAGGCUAAGAUUUGGAGUCCAAUUGAACCAUACGUAGCCAUCAUCUUUAUGCAAUUCGGGCUCGCCGGGCUAGCCAUUAUAGCUAAGUUUGCCCUUAAUGAUGGUAUGAGUAGUUACUCCUUCGUUGUUUAUAGACAAGCUGUGGCAGCAAUUUUCCUCUCUCCAUUCGCCUUUGUACUAGAAAGGAAGGUAAGGCCGCAAAUGACCCUCUCCAUUUUUAUCAAGAUAUUAGCUCUCGGUUUGCUAGAGGUAGUAAUCGAUCAAAAUCUGUACUAUGCGGGGAUGAGGUACACACCAGCUACAUUUGUUAGUGCAUUGAGCAACACCGUACCAGCUCUAACAUUUGUAAUGGCUUGGAUAUUUAGGCUUGAAAUGGUGAAUUUAAAGAAAGUUCGAAGUUUGGCGAAGUUGGGAGGAACAUUAGUGACGAUUGGAGGAGCAACAAUGAUGACUUUUGUUAAAGGACCAGUGAUAAAUUUGCCAUGGAAUCACAAAAGCUACGGUCAUGUAACUUCGAGUCCUUACCAUCAAGAUACUGUCAAGGGUGCUCUUAUGAUCAUUUGUGGUUGUAUGGGUUGGGCAGGCUUUGUUAUCCUACAAGCUAUAACAUUGAAAUCAUACCCAGCAGAGAUGUCCCUAACGGCAAUGAUGUGUUUAGCGGGUUCCAUAGAAAGCGCCAUCGUAGCACUCGUAGCCGAACCAAACACUUCCAUUUGGUCACUCCAUUGGGAUUCUAAGUUACUUGCUUAUGUCUACAGUGGGGUUGUAUGUUCAGGAAUCGGAUUCUUUUUACAAGGGAAGAUAAUGAAGGAAAAAGGGCCGGUAUUCGUGACCGCUUUCAAUCCUUUAAGCAUGGUUAUCGUUGCUUUUCUUGGUUCCGCCGUCCUUGCUGAACACCUUACUUUGGGAAGGAUAGCGGGAGCAAUUGUAAUAGUCGCAGGAUUAUACCUAGUGAUUUGGGGAAAGAGCAAAGAUAAUGACGAAGAGAUGCCUCAUAAAACAAAUGAACAAGUUUUACCAAUUGAAUCACCAGAAUCUGUUACAAACACAACCAGAAACGAAUCAAGUGAACUUGUCAAGGGUCUCAGCAUCGAAAAAGACAUACCCUAGUGAUGCAUGUUACAAAAAGUAAUACAAUAAAAGUCACAAAACAACACCACAAUUUUUGUUAUUCUUAUUUAAAAGUUUGGCUUACUACUAAAUUUGCACUCCGUAAUUUUGUAAGGACUCCUAUCGUGUAACCAGUAAUACAAUUUUUGUGUUAAUAACUUAAUAUAUACUUUUAUUUUCCA
Spinacia oleracea (spinach) is the source of this 1474-nucleotide messenger RNA. Its product is annotated as WAT1-related protein At2g39510. Bases 144 to 1292 code for a protein of 382 amino acids. Lineage: Eukaryota; Viridiplantae; Streptophyta; Magnoliopsida; Caryophyllales; Amaranthaceae. Gene Ontology annotation, molecular function: transmembrane transporter activity. Gene Ontology annotation, cellular component: membrane. The record is from RefSeq and is a predicted model, not a curated record. The transcript has 7 exons.